GUGAUAUUGCUAAAGGCCCUAAUUCAGUUCACGAGCAAGGAUUAAUCCACCGAGAUUUUCAUCCUGGACAAAGUAAAUCUGCUAGUUUCAAAAAAGAGGAAGGGCAAAUAUUUGGUGUUCUCCCUUACGUAGCCCCCGAAGUUUUACAAGGCCAACCUUAUACGCAAGCCACCCAUGAUAAUUUGCUGGGAUUAAAGAUAUGCCAAGGUUUACGACCUAACAUAGAUGAAAUUCCGAUACCACGCUUAUUAAAGAAUCUGAUUAAAAGGUGCUGGGAUGCUGAACCAACAAGAAGACCAAGUACUAAGGAGUAG
This is a messenger RNA of Paraglomus occultum, 314 nucleotides long. NCBI's taxonomy places the organism in Eukaryota, Fungi, Glomeromycota, Glomeromycetes, Paraglomerales, Paraglomeraceae. The record is from the annotation of a GenBank genome assembly.